AUGGUAGAUCAUCACCGACAAGAAGCAUUAUUCACCAUCACGCCCGUACGGACGCCGGACCAAGUCAAGGAAGCCGUGACGUUAUUCCGCGCGUACGCCGACAGCCUGGGAUUCGACCUGGGCUUCCAGAACUUCGACGCCGAGAUGGCCGGGAUGCCAGGAAAAUACUCCCCGCCGACAGGGGAGCUGUUGCUUGCUCGAAGCAACGACGACGGUCAAGCGAUAUUGGGCUGUGUCGGCUUGAGGCCCUUGCCAUCGCCGUCACCGUCGUCGUCGUCGUCGUCGUCCGCUGAUGCACAUGCAGAUGCAGAUGCAAAUAUCAACAAUGCCCAUACCCAUACCCACACCCACACCCAUACGAGUACCAGUACUGGCGCUUUCACAACACAAAUAUGUGAGAUGAAGCGACUGUAUGUGACACCCUCGGGGCGAGGCAUGGGUGUCGGCAAGGCGUUGGCGGCAGAGAUCAUCGCCGUCGCCCGUAGACUGGGUUAUUCCGAGAUGAGGCUGGACACUCUCUCCAGUAUGGUCGCCGCGCUGGCCAUGUAUAGAGCUCUUGGAUUCGAGGAAAUUCCCGCCUACUAUGAUACGCCGCUUGAGGGGACUCACUUUCUGUCACUCGCAUUGGAGACUACCUAA
Molecule: messenger RNA, 639 nt
Organism: Exophiala spinifera
Lineage: Eukaryota; Fungi; Ascomycota; Eurotiomycetes; Chaetothyriales; Herpotrichiellaceae
Exons: 1
Coding region: 1-639 (212 amino acids)
Molecular function (GO): acyltransferase activity, transferring groups other than amino-acyl groups
Source: RefSeq, a predicted model, not a curated record